Puccinia triticina is the source of this 1266-nucleotide messenger RNA. RefSeq lists its product as uncharacterized. NCBI's taxonomy places the organism in Eukaryota, Fungi, Basidiomycota, Pucciniomycetes, Pucciniales, Pucciniaceae. The transcript is spliced from 2 exons. The record is from RefSeq and is a predicted model, not a curated record. Bases 1 to 1266 code for a protein of 421 amino acids.
AUGGCACUCGCGGCUUAUCGGGAAACACUCCAACGAAUCGACAAGACAUCAAAGAUUGCCUCUGUGGUCAGUGUUUUGGAGGCGUUGGCUCACAAGCAUACCGUUGAGCCGGACGAGAUUACGCCAGACGAGAAAGAUCGAAGUCUAACCCUCAAGGACAUGCGUGGGAAAGCCUCAAUCUUGGAUGAACUUCGCUGGGACCUUCUGCCAUCACUCCAAGACCACCUCAUUUUGCUCCUGGAAUCACUCGACCUCGUCGAUCCCAAGCCCAAGCCACACCCGGACAUUGAUUCAACCAAAGAAAUCUUAUCGAAUCUUGACAAUAUUUUAGAGAGCACCGUAUCGUCCAUCGUCUCCAUCACACUCAAAUCCCCUCUACCGCACGAAGAUCAUGAUCAUGGCUUGGAGGACUGGAAAAUCUUUCGAUUCUCUCUUCUGGGAAAGAAAAUCAUGGAUUUGGUGGAAGACAUCAUCUAUGACGACCUGUUCGGAAGUGUCAAGAGCUUCAUCCAAUGGUGCACCGUGGCGUACAUUUUUGUAGAAAAUUCGGAGAUUCUGAAGGAGGGGUCCGAUUUGAGGGACGUCAUCCUGAUAGUUACAGCUUCGGCCCAAGAUUCAAUCGAUACCACCAUGGAUUGGUUCGAAAAAUCCGACUGGGCUAUUGUCCAAGAAGCCUGGCUCGAAGCAUCCGAGUCAUUUGAUGAUGUCGUAGAGAUGCUUACUAGCCGGGCCAACCCCUCAACCGAAGAAGAAGAAGAAAAGUCCGAAGCUGAUAAUGACGAGAGUAAGGCCAAAAACGAAUUGAUAGCUGAAGUAGCCAAGUCAGCCGUACCGCUCGCCAAACUAGGAAGGAUCUUGAUCAAGAAAACCUCUGAGACUAUCUCGAAGAAACAACUCUCAGCAGUGGGCACACUAGAGCUCAACUCGGCAACAAUGAGGCAGUUGUAUGAAACCCCUCAAUCGAUCCUUGGGCCUCUCGAGCACCUCUCCAACCUCUUAAACAUUUUCUAUCGCUCACCCCGAGCAAUCCGGGUUGCCGAUCAAGCCCGGAUUCGCAAGUCAGUCGACAACCUCCCAAAGGACCUGCAAUCCACCUUAUCCGUCCUAGAUUCGUGUCUCAUUCCCUUCCUGCCCCGAAUCGAAGAUGGUUCACCCGAGACCCACUUGUCCUCUUUUUUCCCAACCUUGAAACAGGCCUGGGAUAAGGCUAGUGAUAGUUUGAUGGACGUCAUCUUUUCUUUUGAAGUGGAACGGAUAGUUAUCUGA